AUGGCUGUCAAAGUCAGCAGCAAUCUAUCACCAUUUUAUGUAGAAUUAGCUAAAAAGAAUCUGUCGGAAAAUCCAGCACAUAUUCAAGCACAUUUGACUGCUUUUAAACGAUGGUUAAGCUCAUGUCCACACUUAACAAUACCUCAGGAUGAUGCUUUCUUGCUUGGUUUUCUACGUUACGCGCAUUAUGAUCAUUCCGUUGCACAGAAACGCAUUGAUAAUUUCUGUAGUAUACGUUGUUUAAGUAAACAUGGGAUUACAGAAUGGUAUAAGUAUCCGAAAUUAACUGAUCCCAUUGUAGACAUAUAUUUAGAUGCUGGCAUUCUUGUUCCAUUGGGUAUCGUAGACAGUGGAGUACAUAUUUUUAUACUCAGGUUGAAGGCUUGGCAACCUGAUCUUUUAUCACAAACACAAAUGAGAGCUUUAAAUAAUAUGAAUUUUGAACGUUUUAUAUUGGAUGAACAAUGUCAAAUUGGAGGAGUCGGUAUUUUCAUUGAUUUAUCAGGAACAACAACUAAACAAAUUAGUGAAUGGACUGAUCCAAGAACAGCUAAAAGUUCUAUGAAAUUAUUACAGGAAGCUACUCCUGGACGUACUAAACAUCUUAUAUUUUAUAAAGAAUCGAAAGCAUUCGAUAUAGGUUUCAAAGUUUUUGAAUUUUGGUUAAGUGAUAAAAUGAAACAACGAAUUAUAAGAAUUAAAGAUGACACAGAAAAAGCUUUCAAAAAGAUACCUGGUUUGAAACAAAUCAUGCCGGAAGAAUAUGGAGGGUGUAAUGGUCCAAUUAAAGAUUUAAUCACCUUAGAUAAAAGAAACUUCAAGACAUUUUACUCACAGACAUGUUGCCUAAGUGUUAUAAAAGUCGAUGAAUCUAAACGUCCACUUUCCGCUCAGAAUUACAUGCGAGAAUAUAAAGAUAUGGAAAGUACUACAAUGGGUAAUAAAGGCACAUUUAUUUCACUUAAUCCUGAUGAUUAA
Molecule: messenger RNA, 978 nt
Organism: Schistosoma rodhaini
Lineage: Eukaryota; Metazoa; Platyhelminthes; Trematoda; Strigeidida; Schistosomatidae
Source: the annotation of a GenBank genome assembly